Molecule: messenger RNA, 1884 nt
Organism: Eptesicus fuscus (big brown bat)
Lineage: Eukaryota; Metazoa; Chordata; Mammalia; Chiroptera; Vespertilionidae
Product: endogenous retrovirus group K member 5 Gag polyprotein-like
Exons: 1
Coding region: 1-1884 (627 amino acids)
Biological process (GO): viral process
Molecular function (GO): zinc ion binding; structural molecule activity; nucleic acid binding
Source: RefSeq, a predicted model, not a curated record
AUGGGGCAGUUAGAAUCUAGAGAUAAUGCCCUUUAUGGGCAAAUGUUAAAGUCUAUGCUCAACAGUAAAGGAACUAAAGUUACUGACAAGCAAGUAGAAAAUUUUUUAAAAUUCAUUCAAGAAGUCUGCCCUUGGUUUCCUGAGGAAGGAACCGUUAACUUACAAACUUGGCAGAAAGUUGGAGAACAAAUGCGCAAUCAUUAUAAAGCCUUUGGGCCAAAUAAGACCCCGAUUGAUGCAUUUUCUUUAUGGAGUUCAAUACGGGACUGUUUAGAUCCCAGGUAUGAACAUAAUCAACCAUCUCUUAAGCCAGGAAAAAAAGAGAAGCAGUGUACUGGCACAAAAAAGGGGUCUGAAAAAGACAGCAUAUUAAAAAAGAGUAAUGUAAAUUUUAAAGACAAAUUAAAUCCUCAAGAUGAGGAGGAUCUUGAGGAAGCUACUGCUCUUUGUCAUGAUGAUGAUACAGGUGUUGUUCAGGCAAAAGAGGAGGAAGAUUAUUUUUCUGCUGGAACUGAAGAGGGUAGUGAUAUAGAAGAUGUGUUAGAACAAUUUUUAGAAGCAUUAAAGCGUCUUGGCAAGAAAAAGAGAAGCCGUGGGGGCAGUCCCCGCCGCUCUCCGCUGCCCUGUGCAGCGCCAGUUCCACUCUCCCCUCUCCAGAUGGCUUUGCAGGAGGCACGAAAGGCGGGUGAGGAUUUGGGCAUUCACGCCUUCCCCGUUAUGGAACGGGUGAACCCUAACACAGGACAGCGUGAGCGUACUUAUGACCCACUUCCUUUUAAAACCCUGAAGGAGUUAAAAACAGCCUGUGCUCAGUAUGGGCCUACUUCUCCUUAUACUUUAACCAUCUUGGAAACUAUAGCCUCAGAGACUCUCCCACCUAAUGAUUGGAGAGCUAUUGCCAAGGCUUGUUUAUCAGGAGGAGAUUAUCUCUUGUGGAAAUCAGAAUAUGAUGAAAAGGCUAAGGAACAAGCUGCUCGUAAUCGAGCUGCACAAGUUAAUAUUUCUUAUGAAAUGCUGGUAGGAGAAGGAGACUAUGCUGAUACCCAUAAUCAAAUUCAAUACCCUCUGGAAGCUUAUGGACAAAUUAAUGGGGCUGGGAUCAGAGCCUGGAAAAAGCUUCCCACCUCUGGUCAAAAAACAGAGGAGCUCUCAAAGAUUAUUCAAGGGCCAGAUGAAAAGUAUCAGGAUUUUGUCUCUCGGCUAUUACAGGCUGUUGGCCGAGUAGUGGUGGAUGGAGAGGCUGGCAUAUUAAUAGUUAAGCAGUUGGCGUAUGAAAAUGCUAACGCUGCCUGUCAAGCUGCAUUAUGGCCCUAUCAAAGAAAGGGGGCUCUCUCAGAUUAUAUCCGCAUUUGUGCAGAUAUUGGUCCCUCAUAUAUACAAGGAGUCGCUAUUGCGGCCGCAUUAAAGGGAACCACCAUUGAGGGAAUUCUUCAGCAACAGUUCAGCACAGGGAGAGGUCAGACAUACAAGUGUUUCACUUGUGGAGGAACAGGACACAUGGCAAAACAGUGUCCCUCUAAUAAAGGGGUUAAUAAAGGAAAUGGCAGAGGUUUCAAACAACCUGGACUGUGCCCUAAAUGUAAAAGAGGAAAACAUUGGGCAAAUGAGUGUAAAUCUAAGACAGAUAUCCAGGGAAAUCCCUUGCCUCAGCAGCAGUCGGGAAACACCCGAGAGUGGCCAGCUCAGCACCAGCAAAUAAUGGAGGCACUAUCUGUUUACCUUCCUGCCCCUGAUGCGCAGCAUCCAGCCUGCCCCAGGAGCAAAACGAAUACAGGAGUUAUUCCGAGCAACCCCCUGAAGUGCCGGGUUGGACCUUGGACCCAUAAAGCGAUAUGUAUUAACUCCAGAAUUGGGACCACAAGCCAUCCCUACAGGGGUAUAUAG